Diospyros lotus (date-plum) is the source of this 2662-nucleotide messenger RNA. RefSeq names its product cucumisin-like. The record is from RefSeq and is a predicted model, not a curated record. Bases 1 to 2370 code for a protein of 789 amino acids. The transcript has 10 exons. Gene Ontology annotation, biological process: proteolysis. NCBI's taxonomy places the organism in Eukaryota, Viridiplantae, Streptophyta, Magnoliopsida, Ericales, Ebenaceae. Gene Ontology annotation, molecular function: serine-type endopeptidase activity.
AUGGCGAAAACACAGUCGUCUUUAGUUACCUUGAUCUUCUACCCUCUAUUAUUGCUUGCAGCAACACUAUUUGUGCUCCAAUGCCACUGCAUAGACCCACAGAACAAGAAGAUUCACAUAGUGUACAUGGGGGAGAGGCCACAAGGAGAUGCACCUCUUCUUGCAUCCGUCCACCAUGCCAUGCUCAAGGAUGCACUUGGAAGUCCUCGUUCUGCCAAAGAGUCUCUAGUCUAUAGCUACGGCAGGAGCUUUAAUGGAUUUGCUGCCAAGCUGACAGCCGAUGAAGUAGCAAAGGUUUCAGAAAUGGAAGGAGUAAUAUCUGUGAUUCCAAACCACGUCUUUGAGCUGCAUACUACAAGGUCGUGGGACUUCAUGGGUUUGGGUAACAGCAGUGUUGUUGGCACUCCUCCCCAGGAAGGAGAUGUCAUCGUCGCCCUUAUAGACACUGGGAUUUGGCCGGAACAUCCUAGCUUCAGCGACGACAAGAUGGGCGCUCCCCCUGCCAAGUGGAAUGGGACAUGCCAGGGCGCCAAUUUCACCUGCAACAACAAGAUCAUUGGGGCGCGAUACUACAACAGCUUCGAUUCCUACGAGGACGACUUCCCAUCCCCAAGGGACGCCAUCGGACAUGGCACUCACACCUCCUCAACUGCAGCCGGCAGGGAGGUGCCUAACGCAAGCUUCUUUGGGCUGGCCAACGGAACCGCCAGAGGUGGAGUCCCCAAUGCCAGAAUCGCCGUCUACAAAGUCUGUUGGUACUUCGGCUGUGCCACCGCCGACAUCCUUGCUGCAUUCGACGAUGCCAUUGCCGACGGCGUCGACAUCAUCUCCGUUUCCCUUGGAUCCGGAUGGCCAUACCCAUACUUUGAGGACCCGAUCGCCAUUGGGUCUUUCCACGCCUUCAGGAAGGGGAUAUUAACCUCCUGUUCUGCGGGGAAUUUUGGCCCUUACCCUGUCUCAGUGGCCAACUUUGCACCUUGGAUACUCACUGUUGCCGCCAGCACCAUUGACAGAAAGUUCGUCGCUGAGGCUGUUCUUGGCAAUGGGAAAACUUUUUCGGGACUGUCCAUCAAUAGCUUCGAUCUGAAUGGCACCACAUAUCCCUUGAUCUGGGGAGGUGAUGCAGUGAACUACACAAUAGGUUCUAAUCCAGAAAUUUCGAGUUACUGCUUUGCGGAUGCCAUGAAUUCAGAUAUUGUUAAAGGAAAGAUUGUUCUUUGCCAAAGCUUCCGCGGAUCUACUGGAAUCCUAUUGGCUGAUGGCAUCGGCACCAUCAUGUCCAGUGCAUUUUAUACCGAUUUCGCCUUCAGCUACCCCUUACCAGCAACAGUUAUCAGCCCAGAAGAUGCACUUACACAAAUUAAACCUUUCAGCAACCCCGUGGCGACCAUUUUGGUCAGCGAGACGCCAAAGGAUAUCAUGGCACCAAUUGUCGUUUCAUUUUCCUCCAGAGGGCCCAAUCCUUUCAGCCCGGACAUUCUCAAGCCUGAUCUCACUGCCCCCGGCGUGGACAUUCUUGCCGGCUGGUCGCCGGUAGCACCACCUUCCAUCUCCUACUAUGACACCAGGAGCACCUACUUUAACAUAAUCUCCGGCACUUCCAUGUCCUGCCCCCAUGCCAGCGGCGCCGCUGCCUAUGUCAAAGCCGCCCACCCAGACUGGUCUCCGGCCGCCAUUAAAUCUGCCCUCAUGACCACAGCUUCGGUAAUGGACCCAAGGAAGCAGGAGGACCUUGAGUUUGGCUAUGGAUCUGGUCAGAUCAGCCCCACUGCCGCAGUAAACCCGGGACUCGUAUUCGAUGCAUCCGAGGCAGAUUUCGUGAAUUUCCUCUGCAAGCAGGGCUACAACACUUCCACUCUCCGGCUGGUCACUGGAGAUGACAGCGCUUGCAACAGCACGGAGCCCGGAAGAGGUUGGGACCUCAACUACCCCUCAUUCUCCCUGUACGUCGAGGAUGGCCAGCAGAUCAACGGAGUGUUCACCAGGACAGUGACCAAUGUGGGGGCACCCAACUCAACUUACACGGCUAGCAUGUACAUGCCCACAAGUAUCAGUGUGUCGGUAGAGCCGUCGGUGCUCUCCUUCUCUGCCGUCGGAGAGAAGAAAUCGUUCACGGUGAAGGUGACGGGGCCGAAGAUUUCACAGCAGCCGAUCAUAUCGGGUGCUAUAACUUGGAAAGAUGGAGCCAACGUGGUGAGAACCCCGCUCGUGGUGUAUAACUACGUCCCUGGUGCUCCUUACAAUCUUGACAGUGAAUCCACGACCGAGUUGAGUUCUGAAAGGAAGCCUAGUUUUCAGGGUUCUAAUUCCUUUUUCAGCCACAAGAAUGACAUCUUUGGAAAUGGAGCUAUGAAAUCGCACCACCCUUGAAUUACUACUCUGCAGUCUGCACACAGAUGGAGGAGCUUCAAUUAUGGCAGAAGAUGAUGAAGUUGUUCUUGCUGCCUAAAUUAAGUUGGAGGACGUCUUCAGUAAUGAUAAUAACAAUCAUGUAAAUUAGGAGCCUAGGACUGGAAAAAACCACGUCCAAGGAGAAAACGCCUAAGUGUGGUAAUGGCGUGGGCGCCGGCAAUGCCACACCCUUUGAUAUUUUAAUAAAACUACUACUCCGGACUGAAGGCCGACCUUGCUGCUUCCAUUUUCAUUCCUUUACUAAUUCCUC